Molecule: messenger RNA, 1158 nt
Organism: Arachis ipaensis
Lineage: Eukaryota; Viridiplantae; Streptophyta; Magnoliopsida; Fabales; Fabaceae
Source: RefSeq, a predicted model, not a curated record
AUGGUGAUCACGGCUAGGGUGGGAACCGGGCUGGUUAAGCGAAUCCUAGUAGAUACCAGCGCAGAUUCGAACAUCAUGUUCCGCAACGUAUUCGAUGUCCUAGGUCUCCGAGAUACCGACCUAAAGACCCACCAGCACGGUGUGGUCGGUCUUGGAGACAAUUUUAUUAAUCCUGAUGGGAUAAUCUCUUUGCCAGUCUCCAUAGGAAGUGGCCGGGAAAGGAGGACUGUAAUGACGGUGUUCGUUGUUCUGGGGGACUCCACGGCUUACAACAUCAUCAUGGACAGAGAAACCAUCAAUGAGCUCAGAGCAAUAAUCUACACCAAGCUGCUGGUAAUGAAGUUUGUUUCUGAUAAUGGGUCGAUUGGAUCUAUCAAGGGAGAUUUAGAAACGGCGGUCGCAUGCGACAACGCUAGCCUCUCCCUAAGAAAGAAAUCCAAGGAAGUAGCCGGGGUCUUCUUGGCCGACUUGGACGCAAGAGUCGAUGAAAAGCCCAGGCCAGAGUCUGAGGGAGACCUCCAGAAAGUCAGGGUCGGUGAUUCGGAAGCAAAGUUCACCUUUGUAAACAGAAACCUCCCCCAUGAGUUAAAGGAAUCACUGGUGGAGAUAAUCCGGAAAAAUGGCGACCUGUUCGCCUGGACACCAGCUUACAUGCCGGGGAUUGACCCUAUAGUCAUGUCGCACCACCUAGUGGUGAGAGCGGAGGCUAAGCCAGUGGCGCAGAUGAGGAGGAAAAUAUCCCAAGAAAGAGCCGACGAAGUGGCCAGGCAGACGGCCGGCCUCUUAGACGCGGGGUUCAUCCGAGAGCUGGAAUACUCAACAUGGCUAUCAAAUGUUGUCCUGGACUGCUACCCCCUACCUAAUAUCGAUACACUCGUCGACGCAGCGGCAGGGUAUAGAUAUCUAAGUUUCAUGGACGCCUAUUCAGGGUACAAUCAGAUACCCAAUAUUGAUGCACUGGUUGAUGCGGCUUCGGGAUACCGGUACCUGAGCUUCAUGGACGCAUAUUCCAGCUACAACCGGAUUCUGAUGCAUCGACUAGAUGAAGAAAAGACGGCGUUCAUAACGCAGGGGAAUGUACUGCUACAAGGUGAUGCCGUUUGGGCUAAAGAACACGGGAGCUACAUACCAAAGGCUGAUGAACAAGAUAUCUUGUGA